Malania oleifera is the source of this 2055-nucleotide messenger RNA. Its product is annotated as RNA polymerase sigma factor sigE, chloroplastic/mitochondrial. The coding region runs from base 81 to 1628 and encodes 515 amino acids. NCBI's taxonomy places the organism in Eukaryota, Viridiplantae, Streptophyta, Magnoliopsida, Santalales, Ximeniaceae. The record is from RefSeq and is a predicted model, not a curated record. The transcript has 6 exons. Gene Ontology annotation, biological process: regulation of DNA-templated transcription; DNA-templated transcription initiation. Gene Ontology annotation, molecular function: DNA-binding transcription factor activity.
AUCAACCCUGAACCCUCUCCAACAUUUGCCAGAAGAUUCUCUUACUCGAUUUAGCUGAUAAUAAAAAAGGGCAACUUGGCAUGGGAGUUGUAACUGUUUCUAGCUCGGCUUCUCAGACACCACUGGGAUUGAGUUCAAGAUUUUCAACUCAAAGAUCUGCAUCAAAAAGGUUCUUGAUUUUGGCAUUUAAAACAAAUAAGACCAAGAACACUGCAUUGGUUACACCCAAUGAGUCGAUUCCUUUACCCAUAAAGACAUCCAAAGAGCACCAAGAACUAAGACAAGCUACUAAACCUUCAAAAAGAGUUAAAGCUGUUUCUGUGGAUGAAGCUUCUCCAUGUGCCAUAGAACUGGAUUACAAUGAAGCCGCUGCCAAACUUGAAAACAUAUUCAAGCUUAGCCCCACAACUGAUGCUUCUGAUGUGGAAGAUGUGGGUUGUGUGAGGAAGAGACGCCGGCAGAGGAGGAAGAAAAAUAGUGAAGAUGAAAAGGAGGAGGAGAAGGUAAGUGCCAGUAAUGUGGUGAGGAACCAGAGUAGGAAGCAAAAACGAUUGGGCCUGGAGCAGAGGAUUGCUUUAAGUAAGAUGAAGGAAGAUAGAGUGGUGGAUUCAGUUCUGAAGAAAAAAAAUAGCAAGGAUGAAAACGAAAAGAUUCAUAGGCUUCUUAGGGAGUCUUCUGCUCCAACCGACUUGAUUGGUUUGGACUGGAGGAAAAUGAAGAUACCGCGAGUUCUUCCUUCAUCUGAACAUGCAUGGCUCUUCAAGUUGAUGCAACCUAUGAAAGCUGCCCUUCAAGUUAAGGGGAAUUUGCAUAAAGAAUUGGGGAGAGAGCCAACAGAUGGAGAAUUGGCAAAGGCAACAAACAUGCCAGCACUUCAGUUAAGAAAAGACAUUGAGGUUGGUCAUGCUGCAAGGAAUAAGCUAAUUAAGCACAACCUCCGGCUUGUUUUGUUUGUGAUCAAUAAAUAUUUUCAAGAGUUUGCAAAUAGCUCAAGGUUCCAAGACCUCUGUCAAGCUGGAGUGCAGGGUCUUAUGACAGCAAUUGACCGCUUUGAACCAAAAAAGAAGUUCCAGCUCUCCACCUACAGUCUGUUUUGGAUCAGGCACGCCAUUGUACGCUCCAUAACAAUCUCAAGCUUUACUCGAGUCUCCUUUGGCCUUGAGUCGGUUAGAGCAGAAAUCCAAAAGGCCAAACUAGAGUUGUCCUUUGAGCUUCAGAGAUUGCCAACAGAGGAAGAGAUAAUAGAAAGGGCUGGGAUAUCCCCCGAGAGGUAUCGUGAAGUAAUGAGAGCUUCAAGAUCUGUUGGGUCUCUCCAUGCAAGGCAUCCAGUAACGCAAGAAGAGUUAAUUGAUGGAGUAGCUGAUACUGAUGGUGUUGGAAGUGAGAAGCAAAGGCAGCCUGCCCUUGUUAGGCUUGCUCUUGAUGAUGUGCUUGAUUCUCUGAAGCCUAAGGAGAGUCUGGUGAUCAGACAGAGAUAUGGACUUGAUGGUAAAGGUAAUAGAACAUUAGGAGAAAUUGCCGGGAACUUAAAUAUCUCGAGAGAGAUGGUUCGGAAGCAUGAAAUGAAAGCUCUCAUGAAACUCAAAAAUCCAGCUCGAGUGGAUUAUCUUCGCAAAUAUAUUUUCUAAACCAAGCAGCUACCUAUGCACUUCUACAAUAAUAUAAUCUUCUUCCUCAGUUCCAUAUUGGUCGCAUAUAAGUUGUAUACAAAUGAUUUGUAUCAUAGUUUUUUAGGCUACGUGAAUAUAGAAAACUGAAAACCCCAUACCAUGUAAGUUAGAAAAAGCUGAGUCAUGGGCUCAUGAGGCUGGAGGAGAGUGGAUGAAGUAGAUGGGGCCUACUCUGCUUCCUCCACUCUUCUCCAGCCACGUGAGCCUAUCAUGGUCAUUGCCUGUGUAGCAUAGCACUACUUGUGUAAGUUAAAUGCUAAGACUCCGGUUGCAAAUGGUUGCAUAUGGUUGCAUUGCAGCUUGUAUUUUGUUUUCUUCUAAUUUUGUACCAUACAGAUGAUGGUUUAUACAGUUAUAAAAUAUAGUUCAAACUAUGCAAAUUAAA